AUUUCUGUAUUUCGUCCAUCUCUCAAGAUUCAAGAACUACUCUGUCGUAGUGGCAUCUGCCAAUCCUCUACAAGCUCAAAAACCCUUUCCCCCCCCAAAAAAACCCUAGGAUUGAAAAUUUACUCGACGCCAAGGAUCCAGGAGGAAGGCCUACAGCUUUUCCGUGUGUGUGUUUGUUCUUUUACUUGAUUUUCAUAGCUCAAGAAAACUUAUAUGUAACGCAAAGACCUGAAAUUUAAGGAUAAAGAAUGUCCCAGGGCGGAUUCGGGAAGGAUUCAGGUCCAUACACAGGACCCAGACCUCAAUUAUCUAGCGCUAAUUUUCCUCGCGCUCCGUCGCCCUCUCCUCCGCGUCCUCUCUCGCAGGGAAAUGACCAAACUUUGAACCGGGGUGUCAUGAAUAUAAGCACAUAUAAGGAGCAUGGUGCCCAAACCCAUCAAAGAUCUCCUGAUCUUUUGCCAUGGGUUACUUCAAGCAAUUCAAGAAAUGGUAUCCCUGCAGAAGUUCCAGAUACGAGAGCAGCCAACUCAACUUAUUCUCGAUCUCCUGAUGCAAUCUCAAACAACUACAGGAGUGGAAGGAGAGCCCAGCCUCCUCUUGUCUAUCCGAAGAAUCAACAUGUUCAAGGGCAACAUCCUCAAACCGAAGGGAUGCUGCAGCGUCCUUCAUUGUCUCCUGUACGAGGUGCUCAACCAAGACCAUCUAGCUACAGCACACCAUCACCAGGUCAAGGAGUUUAUACAGCUCGACCAAUGUUUCGACCUAAUCACAUGGAUCAGACAGUUUUCAAUCAAACUAGAUCUCCAACACCCCCUUCUAUCCGAAAAGUUUCCCCAGAAAAAACUAUUUCCCCCCCUCCUGGCAUCAAAAGGCCUUUGAUUGACUAUAAGGACCUUGAUGCCCCUGAGACAACACCCAACCCUUCUUUGGACAUUGAAAGAAGCAUCCCUAUGCAGAAUGCGCCUAACCCUUUUGCUACACCUUCUGACAAACCUUUUACCUCUUCCCACAUGUGGCGUGGCCGGACACAGUCCCCUGAUAACAGUACUCCUCUGGUGCAAGAGAACAUGGAUUCGGUCUUUACAAGAAGAGGCGAAUAUCAAUCUGGAAAAUUAGUCUUGAUUAAUAAUGCAAGUUCUCCAAUUACAAAGCGAACAAGGUCUCCAACACUUUCACCUACCAGCGGAAGUUUCCUGGAGAAUCCUGCUACUGAUUUGAAUGGUAAUAAAAGGGCUUCUGAUUUUCAACGUCAAAGUCAAUCCUCAAUAUCUGGACAAACAAAAAGUAUUGACAUUUCCGUGGAUAAAUCCAUGCAAUUUCCCGCUGGCAAAAGAACCAAACUACCACUUUCAUCUUCAUCUGACUCUGUUUUUCAAGAAAGCUUGGAUACUGCACAAGAGACUGAGCGAGAAUUGCUUGCCAAAGCGAAGCGAUUAGCCCGAUUUAAGGAUGAAUUAAGCCAACCUGUGCAGAGUAGUUCCACAGUCAGAAACCAAAACAUUCCAGCGAAAAGAAGUCAAACUUUGCAUGAGAGACAAAAGUUCUCAGAUGACCCAACUGCUGAUGAGAUGGGAGAUCGUUCUGGUGGUAAUUUCCUCUCAGACAAUGAAGGCAUGGUAUCGUCAAGUGUUAUUGUUGGAUUAUGUCCGGAUAUGUGCCCAGAGUCUGAGAGAGCUGAACGCGAGAGAAAAGGGGAUCUUGAUCAGUAUGAACGUGUGGAUGGGGAUAGAAAUAUGACCAGUGAAAUUCUUGCUGUAAAAAAAUACAACAGGACUGCAGAGAGGGAAGCAACACUUAUUCGUCCAAUGCCAAUCUUACAGAAGACAAUGGACUAUCUUCUGAAUUUGCUGAGUGAGCCAUAUGGUGAUAGAUUCCUCGGAUUGUAUAACUUCUUGUGGGAUAGAAUGCGGGCUAUUCGCAUGGAUUUAAGGAUGCAACACAUUUUUAAUCUAGAAGCCAUCACUAUGCUGGAGCAAAUGAUAAGACUGCACAUAAUAGCAAUGCAUGAGUUAUGUGAAUACACAAAAGGAGAGGGAUUCUCGGAGGGGUUUGAUGCACAUCUCAAUAUUGAGCAGAUGAAUAAAACUUCUGUCGAGUUAUUCCAGCUUUACGAUGAUCACAGAAAGAAAGGAGUACAUGUUCCAUCAGAACAGGAAUUUAGAGGCUACUAUGCACUUCUCAAGCUCGACAAGCAUCCUGGGUAUAAAGUUGAACCUGCAGAGCUGUCGCUUGAUCUGGCUAAGAUGACCCCAGAAAUUAGGCAGACGCGAGAAGUAUUAUUUGCUCGUGCUGUUGCCAGGGCGUGCCGAACAGGAAAUUUUAUAUCAUUCUUCCGGCUUGCCAACAAAUCUAGUUAUCUUCAAGCAUGUCUAAUGCAUGCUCACUUUUCCAAGUUACGCACCCAGGCUCUUUCUUCGCUACACUCCGGUCUACAGAUGAACCAGGGAAUUCCUGUUGCUCAUGUUGCUGGAUGGCUUGGAAUGCAGGAAGAGGAAAUGGGGGAACUUCUGGAAUACCAUGGUUUCUCAGUAAAGGAUUUCGAAGAACCUUACAUGGUGAAAGAAAAUGCAUUUAUCAAUGCUGAUACUGAUUUUCCUAUCAAGAAGUCGAAACUCGUUGACAGAAAAAGGUCGGAGACAAUAUCCAUUGAUGUGUCACUCCCUUCACUAAUCGAAUCAUGUGCUGCUAAGGAAGCACCUGGAUUCCUGCAAAAGAAGGUUCCCAAGCCAACAAUAUCUAGAACUAUAACAUCCUCUGCCCCUACGACUAUGAACAAGCUUCAAGAUGAAGAAAUGCUCGAUUUGGGCACCAUCUCAUCCCCAAAAGCCAGCAUCCAGCCGUCCAAGAAUAAAACUCAUGUUGCUCUGGUGACACCAGAUGAAAAAUUGGUUGGGAAUGAUGCUCGAGUGACUGCAGCAAGUCCAGUUUCCCUAAAUUUCCCCCAUGUUUCUGCAGAAAUUACUCAAAAGAGGGUUGACUCUCCAAAGAGGCCAAUGUUCGAAUCUGUUUUUAGGAAUUCCUUUGGUAGAUCAAGCAAGCAAUAUUCAGAACCAAUAUCUCCAAUUUCAGUCGACAUGGCUGAAGAAAUAACAAAACUUGGUACACCACGUGAUUCUGCUGUUCACACUCCAAUACCACAGCCAAUGUCCACCGAAGAAUUGGAGGAUUCAGAAGAGCCUAUUAGCAGAGAUGAAGAUGAAUCCGAGGAACUGACAACAAGCUAUUAUGACCAAGAAGUCGCCGAAGCCAAGCUUAGAUUGAUCUUGAGGAUAUGGAAACGACGCACAGCAAAGAAAAGAGAAUUGCGUGAGCACAAACAACUAGCAGCAAAUGCUGCUAGGAGUCUGCUAUCUAUGGGCCCUCCGUUGUGGCAAUUUGAAGCUCCAUUGAGAAAUUACGGUACAAUUGACAUCGAUCAUGUCAUGAGUGAGCGAUACGAGAUUCAAGAAAAAUCCUCGGCGGUGUUGAAUCCUUCCGAUGUGGUAGCUGCUAAACUUCGAGAAAAAAAUCCCAACGCCGAAUGCCUUUGCUGGAAAGUGGUUGUAUUCUCUCCCGAGGAGAUUCCACACGGAGACAAUGUCGGGAAGAACAAAGCGACGCAAUCAUGGUUUCAUUCUAAGCUUAUGCCUGCCAAAUCUGACAGCAAUACCGAAUGCGAUCUUCUGGUUUCGUCUCCCGGCCUUGCUAUAUGGAGGAGCUGGAUUCCCAGCCUCUCCGGCGUUGACCUGACCUGUUGUCUUUCAGUUAUCAAGAGUGCUACGCUCGAAGAUCUCAACGAGGCAAUAACAGGAACCGGUGCGAUUCUAUUCCUUUUAUCCGACGAUGUUCCGUUAGAGCGCCAGAAGAAACAUCUCCAUGAUCUUGUCGCUUCUCUGCCAUCUGGAUCGCGAUUUCCUCUUUUAAUCUUGGAUGGGUCGGGGAAGGCCGAGUCGGAGGCCUCUAAAAUUGCUAAAGCUUUAGGGCUUCACGGCAUUGACGAAUCGAGGGUGAUUGCGUAUAACCUCGCUUUCGUAAAGGACGAUGAUGAUAGCGGGAAAAAGAUCGGCGGAUUCUUCAGCGACGAGCGUCUCAGGGAAGGGCUCGAAUGGCUAGCUAGUGAGUCGAUGCCGCAAAUCGAUCUGAUUGAGAUGAACACGCGAAAAUUGGUUCUUUCGCACUUGAAUCCGAGCCUCGAGAUUCUUGAUGGGAUUACGGCUCACCAAGUUGGCCCUAACGACUGCAUUUCAGCUUUCGACGAAGCUUUGGAUAAUUCGAUGAAAGAAAUCUCUGCCGCCGUCGACGCUAACCCCGCUGGUUGGCCGUGUCCCGAAGUUGAAAUGCUCGAGCAGUCGAGCGAUGAGUACAGAGCUGUAUCGUGUUAUUUGCCGAGCGUUGGAUGGAGCUCGGCUUCGAGAAUCGAAGCGUUGAUGCGCGCUUUGAACGAUUCCGUGCUCCCGCCUCUUGGAGACAAUUUAUCUUGGCUGCCGACAGGAUUGAAUACCAACGAUGAUAUCGAGAUCCAGACGUUGCGCGUUGAGAACUGCCUUGUGAACUAUUUAGCGAAGGAGAGUCGAAUGAUGGGGUUAGCGUUGGCAGAAAAAGAGUCGACAAUAAUGAUUCAGACGUGUACCCGGCUCGAGCUUCACGGCAGCGCCUAUUACGUUGUUCCGCGAUGGGUUCCGAUUUUCCGGAGGAUAUUCAACUGGCGGUUAGUGAAUUUAAACGAUGCAGAAGUGUCGUCGACGUAUGUGCUACAGCAGCGCCGUUUAUCUGUGCCGAGUCGCCGUUCGUCGGACAGACUGGACUCGAUGGGUUAUGCGUAUUCGCCGCCAUAUACUGUCGGCCCGUUACUCGAUGAAUUAGUCGACGUCGGGUGCCAUUCGCAGGUACUGAGGUCGAAUCUAACGGAGAGCGAAGUCUUUCCGCUGCAGUCGAUCGAUGUUUUUGAUAACGAUAAAAAUGACGCAGAUUUACGAUUCGGCGAUGCUAUUGUCCCGAUAUCAAAUGAAAACGACGACAAUGCAGUCGCGGAAGAGAAUGGAAACGUCGACGAUACGAAAUCUUCGACAGAAGCGAAUAAGUUGAGCGAAUUGCUUGACAAGUGUAAUAUUAUUCAAGACCUAAUUGAUACGAAGCUGUCGCUAUAUAUCUAGAGACGGAUACCGUUUACAGUUGAUCGAUUUUUACUCGGCCA
Andrographis paniculata is the source of this 5173-nucleotide messenger RNA. Its product is annotated as SAC3 family protein B. Lineage: Eukaryota; Viridiplantae; Streptophyta; Magnoliopsida; Lamiales; Acanthaceae. Gene Ontology annotation, cellular component: cytoplasm; transcription export complex 2; nucleus. The record is from RefSeq and is a predicted model, not a curated record. The transcript is spliced from 17 exons. Gene Ontology annotation, biological process: mRNA export from nucleus. Bases 249 to 5132 code for a protein of 1627 amino acids.